Molecule: messenger RNA, 6491 nt
Organism: Harmonia axyridis
Lineage: Eukaryota; Metazoa; Arthropoda; Insecta; Coleoptera; Coccinellidae
Gene: cyst
Product: rho guanine nucleotide exchange factor 18
Exons: 25
Coding region: 466-4665 (1399 amino acids)
Biological process (GO): regulation of Rho protein signal transduction
Molecular function (GO): guanyl-nucleotide exchange factor activity
Source: RefSeq, a predicted model, not a curated record
UGGUAUCAAAUUCUGUGAUAAUACAUGGCGAUGCAACAGUUGUCUUGUUGUCAAAACUUCUAUUUUCGUGCAAACAGUUGUAUUUGUGUAAAAACGAUAUUAAUUGGCAAUAAAGGGCCAGAAUUAGAUUAUUUUUCCUUAUUUCAUCAAUUUCUGAAGUUACUCCAAAUUAGUCCUUUUUUUGUUUACUAACAUGGUGCUAUUUACAAACACAACAUUCUUCAUUGGUUUCUUUUAGAGUUUUGUGUGAUAGCUAAAAGGAUUAUAUAUUUUAUAUUUGAGAUGAUGGAUAGUAAUUCUUCAAGAAAUAUGCUUCAUUUUUCUUCCGCGUAUAGCAGAACUCCGGAGAAGAAUAUCUGAAUUGACCGGAUCACAACAGAUGAGUGCGGGGCUAGUGGAGGUGAGGCCGACAGUGACGAGGACAUUGUGACAGAAUAUCACGUGGCGUCAGUCGUUGCCGGUGGGAUGCGAUCUGGGGGCGGGCAGGGUGUCCAUGGCCCUCUUCCGACCAUAAGCGUGACGCCCCAUUCGCCCGCCAACAAGACAUACCCUGUGCUGGAGGAUAGCUUGAGGCAGGUGCGAGACCUCUCGGAGACCGUACACCAGAUGCGACACCAGUCUAUGUCGCAAAGUUCUGCCGUUGCUCCCAUAAAAGAGAUACCGGUAUCGGCUUUGAACCCAUUCCUGACGCAGGUGGCUAGACUUAGUGCCAGCUGUCCAGCCCUGAACGAAAUGAUGACAGAACUCGAGACAUUAGGAGGAUCACUUGGCUCUUCUCCCAUGCACCCUGUCCUGAGCAGAAAAAACAGUGGUGCACAAGAUUGGCUACGUCAGCCAGAUACCAGCAGGCAACGGCGGAGGUCAUGGACAGCACUUGAAGAUUUGCGAGAGGGCAGAGAGAAGGUUAAGCAGAGAAGACAAAGAAGCGUUUCGCUCAGUAGUAUGGAGUCCGAAGCCGACGAAUCUAUAUGGGAAAAUGUAGAUAAUAUAGAUGGCAGCACAGUUCGCCUUCUUGGACCAGAGAGACCUGUUUCUAUAAGACAUCGUGUCAAUAGGACAUCCGGGGGAGGGGCUAGUACACAUUCAUUGAAUGAAGCCGAUUUACAAAAUGACUUCAACAAGGUGAAAGCCAAGAGGGAAGCGGAACAACUGAGACUCUCGCCUCAGAGACUGCCUCUUCAAAAAUCCAUCUCGACGCCAUCAAUAAUAGCUGCAGGGGAUCUAGCUGUCGAGCCGACGCUAGUGGGUGCCCAACCGACGCUCCCCAUCUUGUUGUGUAGGGCCCGACCUAGCUGUACAGAGAGCGAGACAGAAGAAGAAAGCGUCCAGUUGGUGAGGGCAAUGUACAACUCUCACAUCAUUCACAAAGUUGGCUCAGAGAAGAGGAGGAAAAGGGGAAGUCUAUUCUUCAGGAAGAAAAAGGAUAAAAGCAAGAAACUGCACCAGUGGGUUUCGGCAUGCUAUGGCUCAUCUCAAGUUUGUGAUUCCUGCAAUAAAGAACUCAGCAAUAAACCGGCUUUGUAUUGUGAAUGUUGUGGUACUACUGUCCACCAAAAUAGCUGUAAAGAUAACAUAUUAGAAUGCACAAAACCAAAAGGAAUGAAAUCUUCAGGAAAACUAGCAACAUUCUCAGUGACUCUACCUAACAAUAAGAAUUCCAUGUUAAAAAGAGGAUCAGGCACUCUUCCAGGGAUGUACAACUCUUCCAGGAGGAGUCAACUGUGCUAUUCACCAUGGCGGCGAGUUGCCACUAAACUGGGAGUGAACCAAAUACUGAUGGGAGAUGAUAAGGAUAAUGAUUCUCAUGGACAUCACGAGUCAGUGAAUUUUCCAGAUGAUGUACCUUUAGUCCCUUCGGAAUUUUUAUCAGAUUCUCCUCUGAUAGCUUCAGACUUGUGCAGUGAUUAUAGUUUAGGAUUUAGUGAAGCAGAACCAGAAUCAUGGAGCCAAUGUGUUGGGAGGGAAGUCACGAAAAAACUGAAAGAAAAAGAAAUAAAAAGACAAGAGCACAUAUAUGAAUUCAUUAUGACUGAAAAACACCACUGUAUGAUACUAUUAGUGAUGCAGAAGAUUUUUGUGGAAGGCUUACAGAAACACUUUCAGCUAGGGGCAAAUCUAGAAAGAAUGUUUCCUCGAUUAGCUGAUUUGAUCGAUUUACAUAUGGGAUUUCUAACAAGACUGAGACAGAAGCAAAAGGAAGGGCCAAUAAUAAAUUCUAUCGCAGAUAUUUUAUUGGACAUGUUUUCUGGUACUUAUGCUGCUAAGCUGAAAUCUGCAUAUGGAGAAUUGUGCAGCAGGCAUGGCUAUGCUUUAGAGAUUAAUAAGUAUUAUAUGCAGAAUGAUCCAAGAUUUGGUCAGUUCGUUAGACAUUGUCAACACAAUCCUUUAUUGAAAAAGAGGGGAAUCUCUGAGUGUAUUCUGUUUGUUACUCAUAGACUGACUAAAUAUCCAUUAUUGAUUGAACCUUUGAUAAAAACAAGUAAAGACAAUAAGCUGGAACAAGAUAUUUUACAGAAAGCUUUAACUCUUGUGAAAGAUAUACUAGUUGAAGUGAAUGCCCAGGUGGCUGAGAAAGAACAAGAAGACCGAAAAUUAGAAAUUUAUAAUAGAAUUGAUGCAAAAUCCUAUACUAUACAUCGAGGACACAAGUUCAAAAAAUCAGAUAUAUUACAAGGUAAUCGUUCACUAAGCUUCGAAGGCGUUGCUAUGUUGAUGCAAGGUAGAGGGAAGAUGCAGUUGGUUUUAGUUAUUGUACUAUCAGAUGUGCUCUUCUUCCUCCAGGAGAAUUCACAUAAAUAUACUUUUUUUACUCCGGAUAACAAGGCUGGCGUUGUGUCUCUACAGAAACUAUUGGUUAGGGAAAAAGCAGGUCAAGAUUCUAGAGGUAUUUAUCUGAUUUCAUCCAAUCCAGCUGAACCUGAAAUGUUCGAGUUGAAAAUUCACAAACCCAAAGAUAAGCAGACAUGGAUUCAAGCAAUAAGGAAAGCUGUUCAAAUGUGUCCAGAAGAUGAAGAAGAGGAAUUAGCUAUGAGUUCUGAUGAGAAGUUGGUUUUGCUUCACAGACAAAACCAAAUCAAACAUAUUGUGGGCUUAUUGAGACAGAAGGAUGUAGAGCAAGCGUUAUUAUUAGAAGAAAAAAUGUCCCUCCAGUUACGCCUUAUGGCUGUAGCAGGGUUGGAUCCGCCAUCACCUCCAUCUUAUCGUCAUUUAGUGAGUGAGACAGCCAAUACUGAAAAAAUGUGGAAAGAAGUUCUUAUGGCAGUUCAGGAAGUUACACACUUGGCUAGUUCACUUUAUACCACUGGAACAAAUCUAUCAAGAAGUGUUAGUUCAGCAGGGGAACACCACAGUGAAACUUAUGUGUCUCCUGUACUUCCUAAAAGGGCUGAAACAUUUGGUGGUUUUGACAACUCCAAUCAAGUAGGCUUCAGACUUUUCAAUCGGAAAUCAAAUUCGCCUGAUGAAUUCGAGAACUUGAGGCCACAUGAUUCAAAAUUAUUGGAGAGCUUACCCUUCAGGAAUUAUGUCAUCAGUGGGAAUUCAAUAACCAAUGGUAACCCAAAUAAUAAUGAUGUCGGUGCUCAGAAUCCUGGACCCCCAACUGAUGCUAAUCUCAUCUCAUUGGGUAGAGAACAACAGUAUGCAGCCAUCCAAUUAUCACAUUAUGUUUACACUUUGCUGUGUAUAAUUUCACAACUUAUGACCACCAAUGAAUGUCUACAGGCUGAAGCAAUGCCAAUCAAGAAUUCUGAUGGUUCAAAGCAGUACAAACAUAACCAGCAGCUUGAAGAAUUGAGAAAUUUGCAGGAUAAAUUAAGCAAAGAAAAAGCAGAAUGGGCUACACAAAAGGAACAGGAAAUGCAGGAGUUAGAAGAAAAACGGAAAGAACUGCAAAGAGUGCAAGAGCAGAUCAAAAUUGAGCAAAAUGACAUUAAGCAGCAAAGAGAUCAGCUAUACAGAAAAAUGGAGAUUCUUACUAGUCAGGGUUUAUUGAUUUCUCCUAAUAUUGCUCUACCUGUUACGGGACAAAUUGAUGACAGUAGUAAAGAAACUUCUGAAGAAAAUAGUCCACAAUCAGAUAGUUCAAAUUCCAAUUCCACUUCUCUCUCAGGAAGCACCUACAGUACCUCGACUGUAGAAAGAAGGAAGGAUUCUAAAUGGAAUAAAGGAAAUCAAAUGAAAUCCCAAUUACCGAUGAAUUUAAUGAGUACCACAAAUCAGUACAAAGUAUCUCAGAGUGCAGUUAGACAACAAUUACCUCUUAAAUUAGCUUCCAGGCUUAGUGCCGGAAGUAUAAAUACAGGAACAGCAACUAGCCCAGUUGGGGUCCAACAAGUCUUGCCAUUGAAGCUCAGUCAACUUGAUGAGAAAGAACGUAGAACAAGUACUUCUGGUUACCAAAGACUGGGUUCAGAUAGUUUCAGUCCUACAUCGGGAGAAACCACUCCAACGUUACCACAUGCUCAUAGUAGAACUGGAUCAAGCCCAGCCUUGAUACAACAGUGUUCUUCACCAACUGGCCAAAAUCCUCAGAAUAUGCAACAAAAUUCGAGUAAUAAAGCAUCUCGCACCAACACCUAUCCUAAAUUUCCCGAUAAAUUUCGAGUGAGAAGUAAUCAGCAGCAGCAACAACAAACUACUGAAGAAGAAGUGAUUUAUUUCUGACAAAAAGGAUGUAAGAAGUUUAUCUUACCCAACAUCUUUUGGUGCGUGUUAAGAUGCGAUAUGGUAAUAUUUGAAGUGUGCAAUAAAAAAAAUCAUUUGAUAUCUCAGAUCAAGAAAAAAACAUUCAUCUGAGUUUUAAAUCUUUCAAUGGAAGCAGAAAAAUGGCAUUUGAGUUUUUAGAAAGGUUUAUUUAAGAUGUGAUUUUCAACUUUAUAAAACCAUUGUUGGAAAAUAAAAAAAAUAGCUUGAACUCAAGCAUCUCAACUUAUAUAAUUUUAAAGAGAACAAUAUUUCAAAUAAACAUUCAAUAACUUUCAUUUCUCAUUUAUACUUAUUGCUAAUUGCAUCAGAAAAACAUAACAGCUCAUUUAAGCAUAAUGAAUAUAAUUUUUCUAAUUUUCAAUUUUUCGAUAACAGUUGAAGAAUAUCCUUCUUUAUCUAUGUGUAUGUUAAUUUUUAUUAUUUUGCAAUAUUUUUUUAUACAAAUUGACUGAUUGUAUUAUUUAUUAACAUUAAUGACUAAUCGCGCUUGAAAUUAUAAAUGUUGAGAAUUCAUUUGUGAUAAUGUGUAAAUUUCAUUUUAUUCAUGUGUCAUCACUGAAAUAUGAAGAAGGUUGGUUGUUUUUUAUUGUGUGGUAUACACUUUCCAAAUAAUUGUAAAAAUACUUUUUUAAUGUCUUUAGUGUAUCUACUUAAUACUUGUUCUCUAUUGAUAUGUCUUUUAUUUAUUUCUUAUUUAUUUAUGUCUUAAACUUUGUAUAUAAUAUGAUGAAAUAUUCUAAUAAAACUAGCGAAAUGCAUUCUGCCUUAUAUAAUGUUUAUAUAUUUGCUUUAUUUUAGAUUUGAAUGUAGAAGAUAAACUUCGAGAUAUAUUUGUUGACAAUUUUCAAAACCAAUUGACUGUUCCUUGUUAUAUAUUCUAAAAUUUAUUGAGGUUUGAAGUUGUAAGAAAAGAUGUAUUGGAAGGUUGUGCCAAUAUAUAUUUUAACAAAUAGUGGAGACCUUAUCAUAAGAAAAUUGAUCGACAUCUCAAUUUUAAUUUUUGAUUUUCAGGUUCAAUCCAAAAAUCUUCUAUUUGAAAUUAAUUUGUUUUCAAGUGAUCUUUUAAUUUUCUUUCGGAAAAUUUCGAACCAAAAAUAUACUAUCAUUAGGCAGAUUAUAUUUAUGACUUUUGCAUUAAAUAUAAUAAGAUUCUGGCAAAAAUUGAAGACUCUUAAAGAAUUUUUGUUAUCAACAAGUUCCAACACCAAAACUAGUUUUGAAAUUAAUGGAUAUCACCUUUUGUUCUUGUAAAGUUUGAAAACAAAUCUAUGUAUCACACAUUGAUAGGCAAUAAUUUGGACGUGAAUCUGAAAACAAUUUGAAAUUGUGUAUUGAUCUAAACCAUAAUAUUCUUCCUCUGCAUAAUUAAUUUCAUCAAAUGUAGAUACUUCCCAAUAACCGUAUUUGUAGUGAUUAUUUCCAAAGGUGUUCAAGACUUCCGAUAUAAUUCUUGUAUAGACUUUAUUUUUGUGACAUUUACAAAUAACUGACUAUCGUUCUUGCUCAUUUAAAUGGAGUAGAAUAGUUCUGAAUUGAUGAACUGUAGCAUAAAGUGAUAGUUCGUUUGAAUGUUUUAUAGUAUUCAAAAAUAUAUUUUAUGGUCUUCCUUAAUCUUCAGUAUUGAUGUUAUAUAACAUACUCAAAUCUUGACAAUACAUUAUUCUAAGAUAUUUUUAAUUUUCAGUUUUUAGAAACUAUGUACACAUUUCACAGUUUUUAUCACUCCUAUAAUGAAGUGACAUUUGUAUAGAUAUAGACUGAAAUUAAAUCCAUAUAAAUAUCUA